GUGCCGGCCUCAGUGCGCACCUAGCCUGACAUGUGACAUUCACACUCACGUUCACAGGAGGAGCGGCCCACCGUCAGGGAAGCGGUGAUGAGCCCCCUCGCCCUGGGCGUGCCCCUCACCGUGGUCAACGUGCUGGGGCUGUUCGUCAACGGCUACAUCCUCCUCGUCGUCCUCAUCACCAAGCAGGCGCACACGGCCAACAGCCUGCUGCUGCUACACCUGGGCGCGGUGGACGCGCUGCUGUGCGUCGUCUUUCUGCUCUUCCCGGCUCCGGGACUCCUGCUGCGCUCCGGCACCGGCGCCGCCUGGCUAGGGGCCGGCUCUGCAGCCUGUGCCACGCACGGCUUUCUCAUCACACUCCUACACCCGGUGGCGCUGUGGACGGUGUGCGGCCUGCACUGCGACCGGUACUGCGCGAUCGCGGCGCCGCUGCACUACGGCGCGCUGGUGAGCGCGCGGCGCGUCGCGGCCGGGCUGGCGGCGGCGUGGGCGGCCUCGCUGGCGCUGGCGCUGCCGCCGCUGUUCCUGGCGGCGCCCGCCUACCGCUACAGCGCCGCGCAGGCCGGCUGCGCGCCCGACGGCGCCGCCGCCCUCUGGUACUCGGCGGCCUACGCCGUGCUCGCCCUGCUGCUGCCCACCGGCGUCAUCCUCGCCUGCAACGUCAAGGUGCUGAUGAUCGCGCGCUACCACCGGCACCGCAUCGCGUCGGCCAUCUUCGAGGUGGCGCUGUCGGCGCAGGUGACCAUCAUGCACCAGCGCAACCCGCUGGCGGGGGCGGCGACGCCGGCGGCGGUGGCGGCGCGCAGCCUCUACCGGGGGCGGAACGCCGUGCCCACGGUGCUGCAGCUGGUGGCGGCCUGCAUCCUGCUGUACGUGCCCUGGCACGCCGCCAUCCUCUGGGAGGCGGCCGCCGCCGCAGCCUCCGCCUCCGCAGCCGCCUCCGCCGUCACCAGCGCGGCCCCCGGCGCCGCCGCCACCGCCCCCGGCGCCGCCGCAGUGGCCGUGCGGCCGCCCCCGCCGCCACUGCUAGCCCUGUCGGCCGCGCUGCUGGCGUGCGCGCCCUCCGUCAACGGGGUGCUGUACGGCGUGCGGAGCAAACUGCUGCGGAAGACCUUCCAGAACUACUGGCGCAAGCAGAUGUCCAAGAGCGAGAUGAACCAGGAGAUCCAGGCGCGGACGCCGUCGGCGUGCGGCUCGCGCCGGCCGUCGCUGACGCCGCUGGGCCUGCUGACGCGGCCGUGCGCCGCCACGCUGCAGCGCCGCCUGUCCGAGGCGCUGCUGGACCCCAGCCAGCGCCCCAGCCCGCACGCCAGGGACCGGCCGCGCAUCCAGCGCAUCGCUUCGGAGCUGGACUGGCGGCCUGUCGGGCUAGCCGCCGGUAAUCACGCCGCUCCCCACUUUUCCGCUGAUCUGUAUAUACAGGUGCUCAGAAGCCUGGAGCGCGGCGGUCGCGCUCACGCUGCGUCUUGCAACACGCUGCGGGUGCCUGACAGCGAGGCGUCGCCGCUGACGCUCCAGCCGGUGGCCGCCCCCGCCCCCGCCCCCGCCCCCGCGCCCACGUCCGCCCCCACUCCACGAGUCACCGUGAGGGCCGCGCCGGCCGCCUCCUGCGGCCCGGCCAACCUCUUCCUCCAGAGGGUGUUCGGCGCCGGCGCCGGGACCGGCGGCGCAGACAAGGACGUCUCGCUCAAGAGGGCCGCCGCCAUACAGGUGACUCACCUCAUCACACUCCUCGUCAUCACCAUCAUCAUCAUCAUCGCCAUCAACUGCUGGCGCGCGCCGGCCUUGCAGACGGUCCUGUCGACGCCGCGCCGGUCGCCGCGCAUCCUCAUCACGCGCGCCUUCUCGGAGGAGAGCGACCACUCGCCGCCGGCGUCGGCCGCGGCCGGCGACCUCGGCGACGGCGGCGCCGGAGGCGGGCUGGGCCGCAAGUACUCGACGUCGACCACGUCGCUGCUGGACCGCCGCUGGCGGCUCGCGCUCGACGCCAAGGAAUGCAUCGACAGUUCGUCAGACGACGAGUGCGACUGCUCUGACGCCUCGUCGGGGCGGCUGUUCUUCUCGCUGGACUGCGCGUCCGGCGCCAGCACGACGCCGCUCGUCGCCAACAACAACACGACCAGCAGCGGCCAGCAGCAGGCCGCGGGCGCUCCGCCGCCGGCGCUCAAGCGCCACCAGCUCCAGCUCCAGCUGCACGACCAGGGCAGCGUGGGGUCGUGGCCGACCGCGCGCCGACCCGCCCCCGCCUCCCACAGCAUGGUGCAGCUCGCCAGGAGCCUCAACGAUGUGCCCAGCGCGCCAGAGUUCGUGCUCUAGCACAGGCGGACGCCCAGCACCGGGAGCGGCGCCAGUCCACCGUGCCCACCAGUGUCCCAGCGUCUCAGCAGACAGUCCAAACGUUCCGUCGACGAGUGUUGGCUUUGAAGGCAGUGCACGGUGUUCCUCACAGCUACCACAGGACGAUGGCAAACGGACGACCGACGAAUAAUGUCUUUGGGACGCACUUUCAAUACUCAGCAGCUGUACCAAAUACGAACGUGGAUGUCCAAAACAGCCAUUGGACUGCUCUUAGGGCAGUGGGAUGACUUGCUCACACUCUUUCAGCACUCUGCAUGACCGUUUCUAGUGGAAUUCAGUGAGACUCUCCGCGACUAAAAGUGGCGCCAGAGAGAGUCUGUAGUUUCGCCUGCAUCAGAGGAACUGUUUAGUGCACUACAUGCUAGUUACAAGUUGGACUUCAAGACGGGAACGUAGCCAUAAGUCUACACUUUGUCUGAACAGAUCACGUUCACCGCGUGACGGAGUAACUCGGUAUAAUUAUGAUUUCCUUCCGUCCCGAACCUCAGUCCUUCUGUACCAUGUUUUGAACCAUUCAACUUCACUCUAAUGUUUUCCCUUUCAUCGGCAUUUCAUUCUUCCGUAGUCAUAGAGAGUGAGACACCUUUAUUACCUAUGACAUGCAGUAUACUUCCGAAAAAACUACACCUCAUAAAAAAACUACAUCUCAUAAAUAUCAUUAAUAUCUAACAACAGUAUUUCAUGGUGAGGGUAACUUCCCAAAUAAAACGCGUAAUCGAGUUGAAAAUUGUACCUGAAAUGACUCAGCUGUCUAUUGCAAGACUUGCCGUGUGCCUGAGUCGUAUUAUACGAGCUGAUCAAGCGUCUCUUUAUGACACUCUACUUACUUAGUACCGAUAAAGAUAAUCGAUUGACUCUAUUGUUACAUCCGCUACAUAUAGCGCAAGCGUCUUACUGUGGAUGACGCAAUAUUGCUACUUGUCUGAGAGUCGAGAAUCUCAAACAGUUUUACCUGUUUCAUUCGUGACAGUACCAGGUAAAAACUGUGUUAUCCAUUCCUCGUUGACGGCCUAUUAUUAUCAUACAUAGCUGUCGCUAGGCUUACUUUCAUCAUCUCAUUUCGUUUGUGAUGUCUGUGCCAACCAAUAUUUGGCGCUAUUCUAGAGUACAUGGCGUAAGAGAUGUAUUUUCAAAAACGUAUCCCUUCCAGUCCCUCUGUAUGAAUUUUCUUGAUCUCUAAGCUCCUUUUGGCAGUGUGAAUGUCAUUGAGUCAUUGACUGAACUUAAAAGCAAUCAAUACCGUGUUCCUCAAAAGUAGAGUCUCGCUAAUAUUAACUCUCUCAAAAAUUAUGAAAUGCUAGUAAUGGUAUUUUCUGGAUAAAAUUCAAUGAAUUCUUGUCAGGAGAAACGGUAAAAUUUCAAAUAUUUGAAAUAGAUGUGCAGCAAAUUUAGCUUGAUUGAGCAUUACAAAAUGUAGUACCUUAUUAUGUCCAACAUUUCAUCAGAUCUCAAUAGAUAAUUUCAACCUUACUACACACUAAGACAAAGGAAAAACGACGCAUCACGAAGGAAUUAUUCCAAUAGGACGGAUGUCGGUAGAUGUGACGUAUAUGUAGAGAAAAACAGAUUAUUGCAAAUCCAGAAAACACUGGAUGAUUUAUUCAAGACGAAGAGCUUCACAAAUUCAGCUAGCCAGUAACGAGUUGGUCCACCUAUGCGCCUUGUGUAAGAAGUUAUUCGAUUUGUCAUUCAUUGACGAAGUUGUUGGAUGCCCUCCUGCGGGAUAUCGUGACGCAUUCUAUCCAAUUGGUGCGUUGCAUCGUCAAAAUCCGCAGCUGGUAAGAGGGCGCUGCCAAUAAUGCUCCAAACGUUCUCAACUGGGGAGAGAUCCAGCGACUUUGCUGGCAAAGGUAGGAUUUAGCAAACAUGAAGGCAAACAGUAGAAACUCUGGCCGUGUGUGGGCUAGUUUAUCAUGCUGAAAUGCAUUCCGUUGUGCUGUAGGAUGGCGCGGCUGACAACCAAAGGUGUCCUGCUACGAAACGAAAUUGUAGUCCCACUCCGUCAGCCCUGGUUGUAGGACCGUGGGUCGGGCAGUAUUCAGGUUGCUACCACAACGCUGUCAGGGACGUGCCCAGACACGUCUUCGGUGGUCGUCGGAGCUCAUUUCGAAGCGAAACUCAUCACUGAAGACAAUUCAUUUCCAAUUCAUUUACAGGCUUCAGAGCAGUGGGGCAUCGGUCUGACUACCGCCCACUAUUCGGCCUGAGGACGAGGAAUGAUGGUCUGCGUACAAUUUUAUUUAUAGCAGUAUGCCUUCCAAUAAAUCAUUCUUUUGUCUAUACACGUACAUCAUAACGUAUUUCCAUCCCAUUCGGAAAAUUACUUCGUGAUGCGUCUUUUUUUUUUCUUUAACGUGUAUUCAGAAUAAAUGAAACCGUAAAAUGACUGCAUCGAUGUUUCGGUAUUAUCCCACAUACAGUAGCACUGCAUAAAUUUUACCCAAGGUCCAACCUUGUAGAUGAUUUUUUCUUGAUGCAAUACAUGUAAAAGAAACGUAUUAAUUCCUGAUGUCGAAAAUGAAGCACUAUUUCUAUUUCCUCCCAAAUUAACUUUGCGUACCAGAUAACUAAACGUAGGAACUAGAUCCGCCCAUAUCCAUUUUCUUAAAGAAUUAGUACUGUUUUUAUUCACUUUCUCAAAAAAAAUUUCGAAAAUUUUGUCAAAUAUCCCUGGCCAGUUGCCCGUCUGAUGCAGCUUCAUGAAUAAUUAGAGAUAUAGGCUAUACAAGUUAGAUGGUAAUGACAUUAAGUAAUUGUUUGUCAUUACAAAUUCGGAACUCAUGUCGAUGUAUAAACAAACGAAUGGCUACAUCUAAUCACCAAAACGCUGACUUCAUAACAAGACAGGUUUCUAUCAUAAUUGACAUAUGUCACACAACUAUCCAUCAACAUUUGUGCCUACAUUAGAAACCACCAGAAAGAGUUUAUUUCAUAUAUCUAAAGUCAUCCAAAAAUUCAUAGUCUGUUACAACAAACAUGGUCGUACUAGUAUUAACAUGUAAUAAAUUCAUUUCAUGUAAUUACUUAUCCAGACUUAAGUAUGUACAGGCUAUAAUACAGUUUACACAAAGAAUAAGUACUUACAUAUUAGCUUAACUCGAAAUGCAGUGUAUGCGGCACAUUCUCCAAACGAACGAACCUUUUUAACAAAACCAGUUGCUAAUUCUGUUAGGGAUAACUCCUAACUCCGUAAGUUACACUGUGAUACCAUCUAGAUGUCAUAAUGUAUAUUUCCGUGUGUUGUUCCAUUUGCUUUAUACCAGUAUACACCCUACCAUUGUCCAUUGAACUGGAGUUUAUCUCCUAAAAUUGCCUUUUUUUAGUCAUUCCACCAACCCUUCAUUCUGCAGCUUUUAUUUUUAUUUGCCUGCCUUUCGUCCUCCCCAUCACCUGCCAACCCACCGUCCCCCCCCCCCCUCCGCUCUCUUAAUUAUUUACACUGCUGUCCCAUUCUUUAACUCUGUGAACAUCACUGACAGUCUCUUUAAACUGUUCCUCAUUGUAGUGUACUGCUAAACUGUUCUGGCAUCGUGCCUCUAGUCUCAGCCACUCUCUUAAAAAAUAUUGCACUGCUCUUUACAGUCCCACGCAGUCUUUCGGCUCAUUCUAUACUAAUAGAAGGCUGUCUGGUGCCUGUCCUCGUCCCCGCGUUUCUGCUAGUGAGGAACGCCUCUUCUCACGUAGAUGUGGUAUUCUCCUCAAAGUCUCUUCUCUGCCGUCAAGAAUGAACCAUGAUGCCCCGAGCAUUACCAGCAGCUUGCACUCGUUUCUUCCUACGUUCCUACUGAAACAAUCAGGAGGUAGUUAACGAUAUUUUGCCCUCGCAAAAGACCUUCUUAUUCGUAUAUGACUAAACGUAAUUAGUAGAACAGGUCAUUGAGGAGAACAUUUUUUUAAGAAAUACACAGUAUAAUUUAUUUCUAUCAACAAUUGUGUGAAAGUUUCAGAUAUUCUGCGUUUUAUAAAAACUGUGCUUUGCUUCUGUGCCGUGUGUCAUGAUAAGGAAAGAUAUUACUUGACAAUGAUGUAGUCAGUUAAGAAAUAGGAAGAAUAUGGAACGACGUUCUCCAACAGCAUGUAUUGGAGACCCAAAGUUCGUUUGGUCACAGCAAAUGUUAGAAAGGAGCUGUUUCAUACAACCUGAUGUUUGAAUGUGUUAACUGUAGUUGAUGUUCGACAAUCGCUCGAUAACUAUUCGUCCUAAUAAAAGUGUAAUAGCAUAUGUGUUUUAGCACUACUUGCUGCAUGAUUCCUUUGAUGUUCUAGUCACAACUAGCCAAAGCAACACUUUAGAAGCUUAAGAAAGGAGAUAAACUAAUGUGCAUGUCCGAAAUAACUCAAUGGCAGGUAGAGUAACUGCUUCUGAAACAAUCAUCCGUCAUUUCAAAAGUUGUGCUUCUGUAUUAUUUUCGCGUUAGAGAUCAAUGGUUGAAUCCCAUGAUUGUGAAUGUUAGAGUUUAGAGAUGUGCGCUGAGGAGUGAAUGCGAAGUUGUUAUUUUUGUAAUGCUCUUUUUAUUACAGGGUAUUCAGCAAGAACUAAUUUAUUUUGACGAGGCAUCCACGUUGUUUCCUACAACCCAAGCGGACCCACUGACAUAUCUAUAGUAUUUUUGUAUGUUAGAUUAUUGUUGAAAGUUGAAAAUUCUAGUCCACUGUAAAAAAAGAGUUUAUUUUUACCUCCACAUAUGUACAAGAAUGAGUGCUGUGGUAGUUAUACGAGUGGAUGUUCAAUGUUUCCCACAUUCCUGGUAUAAGUAGAAGCUAUUUAAUGUGCAGACGUUAUGUGAGAUUAUCUUCAAAUACAACCACAUUAUUUUUCAAAAUAUUUAUUGUGGUGUGUAAUAAAUAAGGCAGCUUUAAUUUUGUCUGCAAAUAAAUGAAAUGGU
Schistocerca gregaria is the source of this 7244-nucleotide messenger RNA. RefSeq lists its product as uncharacterized. The transcript is spliced from 10 exons. The coding region runs from base 88 to 2316 and encodes 742 amino acids. Gene Ontology annotation, cellular component: membrane. Lineage: Eukaryota; Metazoa; Arthropoda; Insecta; Orthoptera; Acrididae. Gene Ontology annotation, biological process: G protein-coupled receptor signaling pathway. The record is from RefSeq and is a predicted model, not a curated record. Gene Ontology annotation, molecular function: G protein-coupled receptor activity.